CUUAGUAGUUUACACACCAAAAUAAAAUACACAAAACUUAUUUAGCGGGAAAUCAAGGACCAAAAUCUCUCUCGGUUUUUCUGGCUUCUGUUCGAUUAUUAGGCACUAUGGAAGACACAUAUGAGGUGCAGCAUGAUGAGAUACAGGCACUAUUGAAAAGGCUGUUGCUGAAGAGUGAUUGUGGUGAACAUGUGGUUGUUGAUGAGGAAAAACUCGUUGUGAGUCGUGAGGCCUGUCCUGCCGUACUUCUACCCACCAACAAGAACUGUCCAGAAAUUAUUCUUAUCCAGCGCUUAUCACAGCACAAUAAAAGGCUCUUGCGCUCCGGCUCUAAUGACAGUACUCUACAGACUGUUACUCCUGUUAAUGCCAUGGGCAGUACUCCUGCUAAAGUUAGAAUUUGCAGCUAUGAUUUGGAUGUGACUGGAUCUCCUCUAAAGUGUUCCUUCAUGCAAGAUGGAUACGAGACAGACUUCUCACCAUUUGGAGUUUCCCUGCUGCAUUCCAAGAAAAACAAACAUACUCUUUCCUACACACCAGUUGGUAGCACAAAAGCUGUAUUGAUAGCUUCAAAGUUCAAUUUGGCUCUGAGUAAGAUGUCAGAUGACAUAAAGGAAUUUUUACCGCUAUGGGUCGUUUGUGAUGGCAGUGAUGCUCGGGGAACACUCUUCAUUGGAUUACAGCGCUCUGAGGAUAAAAUGUCUCGCUCAAUAGUUACAUCAUCAGGCUCGUAUCAGGGCUUUGAAAAUUUACCAUCCUUGGAUCAUUUGAAGUUGCAUCACACAGCAAUUGGGCCAACAAAGAGGGUCGAAAGUGCAGUGGAAGCAGUCUUCAAUGUGCUGAACAGCGAUGAGGAUGACAAAGGAUCAAGUUUGAGACUGAUAUGUAAUUGGAAAAAGCCUCUCACUAUUCUCUCUAAUCCUGCUCCAUAUGCAAAUACAACAGCAAGUUUACGAAUAGUAUGCAGUGAUCCACGCAGUGCUGCCCACCAGAUGUAUAAAGAAUUAAAUAUGCUGAGAGGAUUUGUCUCUGGCAUUGAAUCAGGGGAGGUGGCCUGGUUCAUUAGAGAAGGAUCUGUAACUAUAGCUCAGGAGAUGGAAGAGGUCUUUGCUAUCAUCAGAGAAAAAGGUCAGCGGCAAAAGAAAGAGGAUGAUGACGGAAUAUCUGAUUUUGACAUGCUGAUUAAGGGAACAGCUUUCAACAGACGACAGAAUAUGGACUUCACUGAUCUCCUCUGGACAGUCCUUAUUAAAUGUGAGUCAUUUCAAGAACUGAAGGAAAAUCUAAGCUUGGUGUUCAAUGCUGUAGCAUCUGGGGAGAUUCGCCCACAGAUACACGUUCGCAACAGUACACAGGUUGGCAAUCUGUCUCGGGAUUUGAUGCGAGGACAUGAAAUGGUGUCUGAUCUAUCUGGUCUUCUGCCCCUCCAUAUGCUCAUUGAGAUCGGUUGUGAGAAAAUCAAGAGAGACUAUAUUAACAUAUUUCAAGCUGGUGAACUGGCUACUGGUGUUCAGCUUUCAUGGUUUGUGAGCAAUAGUGAGGACUCUACCGAGAUGGUAAUAAUACAGUUGGAGAGGCUUCAUGUAGCCUUGCAAGCUGUACUUGCCUUGUAUACUUACCUCAGUCUGCCACCAGCAUCGUUGACCCAGAUCACUGAACAGGUACUAAAUCAACUGAAGGAAGAGGAGCCAAGAUCAGCAUACUCAUUCUCCUUCAGACUUGAAACACUGACUGUCCAUAAGUUGCUUAGCAGCAUGAAGCCUAGCACAUGGGAACUGAAUCUUGGCAGCAGCCAUGGAAAUUUUGCAAAGACUCUGAUGUGCCACAUCUCCCAUGAUCCACUUAUCCAGUUUCAAUCCACAGCUAAUGAGCUUGAGGAGCUUGCAGAUGGAGACGAUGAACGUGAGGGCCGCUUCUACUGUAACUUCAUCACAACCGUUACAGAUAAAAUCUUCCGAUAAGUGUAUUGGUGAUUAAUGCAAGUUGUAUAUUUUUUCCACAAUGGUUCUUUAAAUUAAGUUCUGUAUAAUAAAAUAAUGGGGUUUUUAAAUACUGUGCACACCUCAUAUUUUUCCACAAUGCAGUAAAUACCUGAUAUCAAUACUAAACUGUAAACCAGUUCCUACAUUAACAUACAUGGCAAUUUGCUUUGGUACAGCAUCAUUUUAGAAAGCUGUAAUGCUCUUUAAAAUUAAUGGUACUACUGUACUGUAUUUUACAUUGAAGUCAUGCUUUUUAUUUUUAUCAUGCUUUUUAUUGUUAGCCACAAGCGGAAAACCAAGUGGCAAUUGCCUAAUUUGUGAAAGUAAAAUAACAAGAAAUAAACUUUAUAUUCCUG
Procambarus clarkii (red swamp crayfish) is the source of this 2338-nucleotide messenger RNA. RefSeq names its product zwilch kinetochore protein (gene Zwilch). NCBI's taxonomy places the organism in Eukaryota, Metazoa, Arthropoda, Malacostraca, Decapoda, Cambaridae. Gene Ontology annotation, biological process: mitotic spindle assembly checkpoint signaling; protein localization to kinetochore. The record is from RefSeq and is a predicted model, not a curated record. Gene Ontology annotation, cellular component: RZZ complex.